This is a messenger RNA of Mesitornis unicolor (brown roatelo), 1944 nucleotides long. RefSeq names its product ankyrin repeat and SOCS box containing 2 (gene ASB2). Gene Ontology annotation, biological process: intracellular signal transduction. The record is from RefSeq and is a predicted model, not a curated record. The transcript is spliced from 9 exons. Lineage: Eukaryota; Metazoa; Chordata; Aves; Mesitornithiformes; Mesitornithidae. Gene Ontology annotation, molecular function: protein binding. The coding region runs from base 1 to 1944 and encodes 647 amino acids.
AUGGCUACAACAGCAGCAAAUGCGCAAAGACAAACGAUAGGCUGUGAGGAAUACAGCCUGUACAGCAGCUUGAGUGAAGAUGAACUUAUAAAGAUGGCCAUCCAGCAGAGCUUGGAAGAGGACCCCUCAGGUCAAUCAGCUGCCCAGAGCCACCAGAAGUCGAUGGUGGCCGGUCCCAGCGAGGCGGUCGCCCCCAACCGCGCCAGCAGCCACAACCCACCCUACCACAUCUACCCAUGGCAAAGAUUGGCGGCCCAGUCGAGAGGCCGCACUCAGCCGUCCAGCUCGGGGGCAGCCUGGGGGGUCAGGCGAAGGUACGACAGCAGCCUCUUCAGCACAUCCCAGCCCGUGGAACUUGAUCCUGUAGUGGCAGCAAUCAAGAACGGAGAUGAAAAAGCAGUCUGUAACAUGAUGAAGUCGGGAAAAAACCUUUCUGAACCCAAUAAGGACGGCUGGAUACCCCUCCAUGAAGCGGCCUACUAUGGCCAAGUAGGUUGUCUGAGCCUGUUGCAAAAAGCGUACCCUGGCACAAUUGACCAGCGCACCCUCAAUGAGGAGACAGCUCUCUACCUGGCCACCAGCCGGGGCAACCUGGACUGCCUGCUCACCCUGCUGCAGGCCGGGGCCGAGCCUGACAUCUCCAACAAGGCCAGAGAAACGCCACUCUACAAAGCCUGCGAGCGCAAGAACGCAGAAGCUGCGAGACUCCUGGUGCAGUACAAUGCUGAUACCAACCAUCGCUGCAAUCGAGGAUGGACUGCUCUCCAUGAGGCUGUCUCCCGAAAUGACCUGGAGAUUAUUGAUAUCCUUGUGAAAGGAGGCGCCAAGAUUGAGUCUGCAAACGCCUAUGGGAUCACUUCUUUAUUUGUGGCAGCUGAGAGCGGGCAGUUGGAAGCUCUGAGAUACCUGGCGAAAUGUGGUGCUGAUAUAAACACUCAAGCCAGUGAUAAUGCCUCUGCUCUUUAUGAAGCCUGUAAAAAUGGACACGUACCUAUUGUGAAGUUUCUUUUGUCCCAAGGAGCAGAUGCUAACAAAGCCAAUAAGGAUGGCCUGUUACCUCUUCACAUAGCAGCCAAAAAAGGGAUUUGCGAGAUUGUCUCCAUGCUGAUCCCUGUGACCAGCCGCACUCGUGUCAAGCGCAGUGGCAUCAGCCCCCUGCACUUAGCAGCUGAGCGCAACAACGAUGACAUCUUGGAAGAGCUGAUCGAUGCUGGCUAUGAAGUCAACACUAUCCUUUCCGACGAACGGUCCUACCUCUACGAGGACAGACGCACCACUCCCCUCUAUUUUGCUGUUUUUAACAACAACAUUUAUGCCACGGAACUCCUGCUGCAAGCCGGAGCCAACCCCAAUGUUGACCUCAUCAACCCCUUACUCAUCGCCAUCCGCCUGGGCUGCCUGAAGACCAUGAAACUGCUCCUUGACCAUGGAGCCAACAUUGAUGCCUAUAUAUCAAGCCAUCCAACCGCAUUUCCAGCUACCAUCAUGUUUUCGAUGAAGUAUCUUUCCUUGCUGAAGUAUCUCCUGGAUCUGGGCUGUGAUGCAGGUUCCUGUUUCGAGUGUCAGUAUGGAAAUGGCCCACACCCUGCCUUAAAUUACAGACGGGACAGACUUAAUGAUCCUCAGCUGUCCAAGAAGCCAACUGUAGUACAGUUUUGCGAAAUGGUGUCUACUCCAGAGAUGAGUCGCUGGGCUGGGCCGAUCAUUGAUGUUCUCCUGGAUUAUGUGGGUAACGUGCAGCUCUGCUCCCGGCUCAAAGAGCACAUUGACAGCUAUGAGGACUGGGCUGUCAUUAAAGAAAAAGCAGAGCCCCCACGACCUCUUUCCCAUCUUUGCCGUGUCAAGGUACGAAGCCUGGUUGGAAGAAACCGCAUUGAACUUCUCAACACCUUGCCUCUCCCAGACAGACUGAUUCGAUACCUACAGCACGAUUACACACAGUGA